AUGGAUACAAUCAUAGAUACUAACGCUGUUGAUUUGGCUGUGAUGGAACAGCAUCAGCAGUGCGCUAGCAACAACAACAACAACAACAAUAACAAUAUGAACAGUUUGUUUGAUGAUGAUUCACUCGUCAACUAUUUCCUCUCGGAGGACAUCAGUAUGAUUAGCAGUGGUGAAUCACCCAUUCACACAGGCGAGCACAAUUUAUUGUCAUCGCCACACUCACAUCCAAGCUCACCACUGGUCGUUCCAAAUUCAUCACCAUUCGAAUCACAUCACUCAAUGACCUCACCAGAGCACAGCCCAAACCAUACCGAUAACAUCAACAACAACAACUGCUAUAUAGUAGAUACCAACCAGUUUGACGCCUACUCAUUUGCCACUGCCAACGAUCAUAUGAUUUCACACCACCACAGCAUGGAUCCAUCCAACGGACUUCCAGAAUUCCCAGUGCAAAUCGAAGACUUUAAGUUAAUUACACCAGACAGCCACCUCACAAUCAAAGAAGAAAUCGACCAGAGCACAGGAUACUUGUGUGAUACCACCAACCAAUUCAUGUCGUCCAGUCCCAUCGAUGAACUCUCCUCGCCUGUCACCGAAGAAUCUAUCAACUCAUCGAGUGGAGAGCGUGAAGCUUCCUCACCAAUCCAAUCCAACAAACAAAAGAAGAGAGCAAUUGAGAAUAAUAGCCGUGUUCAAAAUCUUGUCCACCCAUUGACAAGAGAAGAACUAUUAAAAUUAACUGGAAAGGAACCAGUUAGAAUUGAAGAUACACCAACAACUUGUUUGGCCGAUGAGAGACAAGUCAAGAAACAACGUCGCCUCAUAAAGAAUCGUGAGAGUGCACAACUCUCAAGAAUGAGAAAGAAGAUCUACAUUGAGGAUUUGGAGAAGAAGAUUGGCGAUCUCACAACUGAAAACGGAUCGUUGCGUGAUGAAGUCCUCUAUUUGCAAGGUAUCAUCAAGCAAUUCGCUUCGACCAACCCAGAAAUUUCGAAUCAACUACAACAACACGAGUCAAUGAGAACCAAGAACGCCAAGGCCGCCGGUGUCUGCUUAUUGAUUAUCAUUUUCUCAAUUGGAAUCUUUUUGAAUCCACAACAACAAAGCCAACCAACUUUUACCACCAAUUCCAACUCACUUGUCAACACAAGAAGAGCACUCUCCAAUAGCAACAACAACAACGCCAACUCUGAUCUUUACCUCUCCAUGACCAACGUAGACGACGACGAAGUAGUACCUAGCGACGACACACUGUUUAUAACACCACCACAGUCUCCGACACCUUCCUCUGAAUCCAGUCUGGUACUGUCGAGCGGCUCCGGUAACAAGAAGCGAAACCUAGAGUCACCGGCAACCAUCGUCAACGACAACAAUAGUCCUGCAACACACAACAAGAAACGAAUCAGAAUCAUACCACUGGAAGAAGACCAGAGCGACACCGAUCGACCAUCGGAUCCUCCCACCAGGCUCGUUGUCGACUCGCCACUGCGUGUGGUUCCAUCGUCACCAAGAAUCCUCUCUGGUGACACCGAGUCUGAUUUCAAUUUGGUUGCAUCGUCCGGACACUUGGUACAAGACGGUCCAAUCCACUCGUCUUAUAUCGUCUGUUCCGACCAACCAAGAAUCAUCUCGAACAACCUCACCCAGACAACAGAGUCCAUUUUGAAUUCCAAUCCAUCGUCACCCCUAACCAUUGCUGCCAAGUUUCCAACAUCAGAGUUUGGAAUCCACAACACAUCAGCACUCAACAACACUCUCACUCAUCAUCCAUCCAAUCCAACCUCAUCAUUCCAUCCUCAUAAACAAAACAAACAAAACAAAACACCUCCAUUAUACAUAAAAUCAUUAGCUUCUCGUAAGAAUGGUCUUUUCUUCUUCAAAUUAUAUUUAUAUAAACAAGUGUUUAUGUGUUGUUGUCAACAACAACAAUUAAUUAGCUAA
Molecule: messenger RNA, 1941 nt
Organism: Heterostelium album PN500
Lineage: Eukaryota; Evosea; Eumycetozoa; Acytosteliales; Acytosteliaceae
Gene: bzpD
Product: bZIP transcription factor
Exons: 6
Coding region: 1-1941 (646 amino acids)
Biological process (GO): regulation of transcription by RNA polymerase II; endoplasmic reticulum unfolded protein response
Cellular component (GO): nucleus
Molecular function (GO): RNA polymerase II cis-regulatory region sequence-specific DNA binding; DNA-binding transcription factor activity, RNA polymerase II-specific
Source: RefSeq, a predicted model, not a curated record